AUGCUAGCAAAGGUCUUGGUUGGCUCGGCGCUCUCCAUGAGUAGCCUUGCGUUUAUCGUCACACCAUCAGCUUCUACCUCGGAUCCUACCAUCACUCCUGGUCCACAGAUCGAGCUCUGGAGGAAACAAAACAAUGACCGUUACAUGGGAUGGGUAUCACAAAACGGUGUCUGGACGUCUCAACAAUGCGAAUCAGGCGCUACUUACUUCCAGACCGGAGGCCAUUGGAGAUGCUGCGCAGCAACAUCUGCUGGCUGCGACAUACCUCAAGCUUGUGUUAACGGCAAUUUGAUCUUCGAUGGCAGACUUUACGGGGGUAGCACGUCUCUAACUAUUCCAUGUACCUCCGCCUAUCCCGACCCGACAGAUCGGUCCUUCACCAUCUGCAACACUGCCUUCAUGUAUGAGAACGAUCAGGACUCGAGCCCUCAGACCAAUGUAAACUGCGGUAUCAGUAGUGUCAACUGGUCAUACUACCGCGUCCAGCCCGAAGCAGCGAAGACCACAUCGAGAUCCUCAACACCUCGCUCCACUACAGCAGCAACCACCUCAGAUGGCAACGGCGACACCAACGCUGCGACCCCCACCCUUACCCCCACCAAAGAAGAGAAAUCCUCAAGCAAAGCCUGGAUAGCUGGCGCAGUCGUCGGCCCCAUCGUAGGCCUCGCACUUAUCGGCUUCCUGGCCUGGUUCUGCAUCCGCCGCAAGAAGCGCUCCACUACCGCCGCACCACCACCAGCAUCGUAUAACCCCCAGCCUGCAGCGCCCACCGGCCCGGCCUCACCACCACAAUACUUCCCGCCGCCCAUGCAGCAGCAAGGCGCCGGUAUGGUCCCCUUCGGGGUCGAAGAAAGCAAGCAAAACACAUGGACUUCUCAACCUCAAUCCCCUGUCAGCCAAGCGUCGUCGCCGAACCCGCUGUCAAUGUAUGGGAAUCAGUAUCCUCAGCAAGGCGGGCAUGCUGGAUCGGGGCAGCCGGUGUAUAACGUGCCGAGCCCGAGUAUGAGUCCUCCACCACAUGCUGCGCAGCAGGGCGCGUAUGCGGAGAACAAUGCGAACUAUCAGCAGCCUCAGCCUCAUGAGGCAAGGCCGUUUUCAAGUGAGUUGGAUGGGAGUCCGCAGGUUAUUAGUGUGCAGCCUAAGCAGAAUUAA
This is a messenger RNA of Macroventuria anomochaeta, 1152 nucleotides long. RefSeq lists its product as uncharacterized. NCBI's taxonomy places the organism in Eukaryota, Fungi, Ascomycota, Dothideomycetes, Pleosporales, Didymellaceae. Bases 1 to 1152 code for a protein of 383 amino acids. The record is from RefSeq and is a predicted model, not a curated record. The transcript is spliced from 3 exons.